Harpegnathos saltator (Jerdon's jumping ant) is the source of this 2237-nucleotide messenger RNA. RefSeq names its product ribosomal biogenesis protein LAS1L. Bases 207 to 2180 code for a protein of 657 amino acids. The transcript is spliced from 7 exons. Gene Ontology annotation, biological process: maturation of LSU-rRNA; maturation of 5.8S rRNA. Gene Ontology annotation, molecular function: endonuclease activity. NCBI's taxonomy places the organism in Eukaryota, Metazoa, Arthropoda, Insecta, Hymenoptera, Formicidae. The record is from RefSeq and is a predicted model, not a curated record. Gene Ontology annotation, cellular component: preribosome, large subunit precursor; Las1 complex.
GUGUUUAGGGCUUUAUGCAGAAGUCUGUGCUCUGGCCUUUAGCGUUUGGUUGAGUGCGUUCAACGAACACAGCAAGAAAAUGGCGUAUGGGUACACCCUUCUACCUAAAGCCAUAUACCGAACUGAACUGAACUGAACGAACACAGCAGUUGCACAUUUACUGAUCGUUUUGUUCUGCUAGUCAUUAGUGAAGUCUUCUUUCUCUCAUGGCGUUAUCCGGCAAAUCCAGAAAUGUGAAAUUAGUACCUUGGUUUUCUUUAGCCGAAUGGCACGAUGCUUAUAAGAAAAUCUACUCCAACGAUACUGCAGAACAGACAAAAGCGUACGAAACGCUUCUAGCAUGGAAGGCCAGGAUACCGAAAUUACCGAUAGGCGUUGACAAUACUCUCUCGAUCUUACAAGUUUGCCUUCGUGAUCGUGAUUGGACGUCUAAGAUUGACAAUAGAGAAUUGCCAAUGUAUUGUGAGAAUGAUUUAAGUUUAAUGUAUUCCACUGCGAUAAUGAGAUUUUUAAAUCACAUAUCGUCCAUAGAACAUAUGAAACAAACAUCUCUCUUUCGUAUCGCGAAGCAAUUGAAAAUUCCUGAGUGGAUAGUUGGUCUAAGACACAAUGCUGCUCAUGGACAUGAAUUACAACCUCUUGGUGUAUUAAGAAUAGCAAUAAAUGUAUUGCUUGAAUGGUUACAUGAGGAAUAUUGGGCUCCUGAAGCGUCUGCAAUGGAAAAACGUUAUGCAAAGAAAGAUAAUACAUUAGAAGAGGAAGAAGAUCUGAAUAAUAUACAGGCCUUUGGAGAUCUAAUUGAGCUUUGGACAAGUGUUGGUUUAUAUGUUCAUGCUGGUUAUAAAUUUGUAUUAGAUCUACCAGAUGAAAACUUACAGGAAACACUACAAGAUUUACAGAAAUAUGUGUUGUCCAAUAACAAUAGAAACUUAGAUAAUAUUGAGGAUAAACAUAUACAAAUCGAUAAAGACAUAAAAAAUACACAAACUUACACUUUGAGGGGUGCACAGACUUUACUUGUAUUUGAGAUAUCUGCAUAUUUAUCGAAGAACUUAUCAGUACUUGAGAGAAAUGAUACAAUUUGUAAAGUAUUGUGCGGAAAUAGAAUUUUCUUACCUGAUUCAGAUAUUAUACAAAUUUUCCUGCCAAAAGGACAACAUGAAUGUGAAAUGAAUGAUAAGUUAAUACCACCCAGUAUGCUACAGUUUUGGAAAGAUAUUAUUAUUUUAUUGCAUAAGAAAGAAUUAUUAAAAGUGCUGAUAUUUAAGCUGGUUGACAUCUUGAAUGAAAAGUAUGAAAUUAAGGAAAGGAAGACAUAUGUUGCUUUAUGGUUAAAUACUAUUAUUCAUAGUUUUAUUCAACUUGACUUGGCUCAAAAUGUCUGUCGUACUAUGGAAUAUGAAUUAGGAAAACAAUUGUCUACAAAAGAUCUAAGUCAGCGUGUCAAAGUAUAUAUACACAGUAAAUAUCCUUAUUUGCAAGAUAUUUUGUGGAUAGACAUAUCAAGCACUGUACCAUGCUUUCUUCUUGACACACAUUUUAUGUCAAAACUUUUAUUGAGUGCAAAUGAAUUCUCUGUGGAAUUCAUAAAAUCACUUUUGAAAUUUUUUACACCAGAUAUAGAUGAGAAUACAAAAAGAUAUUUGUUAAAUGUACUGAAAAUUUACACAUCUCAAGAAUAUAACAAUGAUGAAAACCAUAGUAUUAGCGAAAAAAUAUACACUGUUGACAACCUCCGUGCAAAUAUGGUUGAACAUGAAACAUUAAUGCAUGAGGAAAAAUGUAAUGAAGAUAGGACUUGUCUGUUAGCAGAUAAAACGAUUCGCAAUUUACAUUGGAAGGCAGCAUUUGACACUUAUCAAUGGACUAAUUGUCCUAUUGGCUUAUUGCCAUGGCAAGAUUCAUUGGAAAGUUUAGAACUACUUAAACCAGAAUUACCAAAUCAUUCAGCUGCAAUUAUGGAAUCGCAGAUAAUUGCUGGUAUUGUGAACAAUAAGAAUUUGAAAAUGAAAAGCCGUAUUAAUUGGAAAAAAGUAUUGCAAAUGAAGAGAGGAAAGAGGAAACGUGACGAGGAUGUCGCGCAUGUUAUAUUGAAGAAAGCAUUAGAAACUGCUAAGAAGCAGGAUUAUCUCAAUUAUGAGGAAAAUUUGUUAAAUCUGAAAUGUCAUUCACAUAUAUAACUGUUAUAUAGAAAGUUAUGAAGAAAUAUACCACUUAUCAAUAAAUAAAAUAAAUUU